Molecule: messenger RNA, 2028 nt
Organism: Cynara cardunculus var. scolymus (artichoke)
Lineage: Eukaryota; Viridiplantae; Streptophyta; Magnoliopsida; Asterales; Asteraceae
Exons: 2
Coding region: 1-2028 (675 amino acids)
Source: RefSeq, a predicted model, not a curated record
AUGAGACAUCCUUUCAGGCGUGAUAGGAACCAAUUUCGUGUUAGACAUGCCGAAAAAGCUGAUGCACCCCCGCUAUUAACGGGAGAGCAAAUAUGGGCAGAAGUCUGUAGACUUCCUACCGUUUAUGAUGGCGUCCCGCAUGGAUCAAGACACUAUAGAAAGCCYGCAGGUUUUGGAGUAACUCACAAUUGGGUAAAGCGGAGCAUUUUCURGGAGUUGCCCUAUUGGCAUACUUUGUUAAUUCGGCACAACCUGGAUGUAAUGCACAUUGAAAAGAAUGUGUUUGAUAAUCUGUUUCACACGAUUAUGGAUACACCAAAAUCAAAGGACAAUAUAAAAUCAAGGAAAGACAUAGCAGAAUAUUGCAACCGACCGGAGUUGCAUAUACGUGAGGAACGAAAUAAAGUAUUUAAACUGAAAGCCACUUACACAUUGAACAAAGAGCAAGUACCAAAGGUGUGUGGUUGGUUGAAGAAGUUGAAAUUUCCAGAUGGCUAUGCUUCCAACAUAGGGGCAUUAGUAAAUGUUGAAGAUGGUAGUUUCUAUGGCUUCAAGAGUCAUGAUUGUCACGUGUUCAUGCAAAGAUUGCGCCCUAUUUACAUUAGAGGGAUGGUACCGAAUCCAAUAUGGGACGCUAUCACUAAGUUGUGCACAUUCUUUCGUGCAAUAUGCUCGAAAGUGGUCCAUGUUGACGACUUGCUUCAAUUGCAGACGACAAUAGUUGAAACUAUAUGCAAGUUGGAAAGAGUAUUUCCACCAGGGUUCUUUGAUUCCAUGGAACACCUUGUGGUACAUCUAGCGCGUGAAGCAUUAGUWGGUGGUCCGGUUCAAUAUCGAUGGAUGUAUCUCUACGAGAGACGUCUAGGGUCCUUGAAAAGGACAGUAAGAAACAGAGCAAGGGUAGAAGGGUCGAUUGUUGAGGCAUAUUUGGUUAACGAACUAUCUACCUAUUGCUUGUUGUAUUUUGAACCAACGGUAGAGACGCGGCUAAAUCGUGAGCCUCGGAAUUUUGCCCCUGAAUGUUCGUCUUCCGAUAUGAGGUUAAGCAUAUUUAAGACCCCGUCUCGGAAACUAUAUGGUAAGGCUGGAACACACUGUCGGCUACAAGAUGGGGAUCUACACAAGGCUCACACAUACAUCUUGUUGAAUUGUGAAGAAGUAUCUCCUUUGAUUGUAGUGUUCGAUGAAGAGGUUAAACGUAACGAGCCAUAUAUUGAUGAAGCGGGGCUCGAUAGACGAAGAAGUGAAGAUUUUGCAGGUUGGUUUGAGACCUACGUUAUGUCUGGGUAUGACCCCAUUACCAAUCGUCUAAAAAUUUUGGCUUCAAGACCACUCCGUUAUGCUAUUCAACACCCUGGGUUUUUCGUAAAUGGUUACAAGUUCCAUACCCUAACACACGGUACCGGUCGCACCACUCAUAACAGUGGAGUAUGCGUGAGAGGCUCUUGUUACUCAGAGUAUGAGUUUCACUACUAUGGGUUGUUGGAUGAAGUCCUAGAGAUAGAAUAUCAUGGGUAUGGACUCAGUCGUUGUACUGUACCGAUAUUCAGAUGCACAUGGUUUGAUACAGUUAAUGGCGUUCGAGUUGACCCAAAACAUAAUAUUAUGGACGUUAAAUAUAGAUCAAGACUUCGUUCAGAUGACCCAUUUAUUCUAGCAUCACAAGCUGAACAAGUAUAUUAUGUACCUUAUCCAUCAAACUCAUUAAAGGAUUGUUGGUCUAUGGUGAAAACAAAGCCAAGAGGGGUCUAUGACUUAGCGUCAUGUGUAACCGAAGUACCUUCCGAUGAAAAUGUGGAUGAGGAACAAUUUUUUCAAGAAAAUGAUAGAAUAACAUCCAUAGGUACAAACGAAGAAGUAUAUGAACCCAUCUGUCUUGUCACGGAGGAAGAAGACAUAGAAGUUGCCAWUGAUGGUCGUGACAACUGGCAUGUUGACGAGAGUAGUGACAAAGAAGAGUUUGAAGACUCCGAUACUGACUCAGAUGAAGAAGAACCUGACUUGUCUGAUCACUCAUCAGAUGAUUAA